AAUAAAAAAGGAAACAUAUUGCCCCAAGGUUUCUGUUUUCAUUUCCUCAUGUGAAGAAGAAGCCCAAUAUAGAAGAACGGCAGACACAGCACACUGAAGCUCUGUCAUCAUGGGGAACUGGGCUGUGAAUGAGGGAAUCUCCAUCGUUGUCAUUCUGUUGUGGCUGGGGAUAAAUGCCUUCCUCUUUGUCCAUUACUACAAGCUUUAUGAUGAAGAACCAAAGUACUUUUACACUAGAAAACUUCUUGGGAAAGCGCUGGCCUGGGCCAGGGCUCCUGCAGCCUGCCUAAAUUUCAACUGCAUGCUGAUACUGCUGCCAGUGUGUCGAAAUCUACUCUCCUUCCUCAGGGGUUCCAGUGCGUGCUGCUCAACAAGAAUUCGAAGACAACUGGAUAGGAACCUCACUUUUCAUAAAAUGGUGGCAUGGAUGAUAGCACUUCAUACUGCAAUUCAUACUGUAGCACAUCUGUUCAAUGUGGAAUGGUGUGUGGAUGCCCAAGUUGGCAAUUCUGAUCCUUAUUCAGUAGCACUCUCUAAAAUUGGAGACAAAGAUGGUGAAUCUUAUCUCAAUUUUGCUCGAGAGAAAAUCAAGAACCCUGCAGGAGGCCUUUAUGUGGCUGUGACUCGGUUGGCAGGAGUCACUGGAAUUGUUAUCACACUUUGCCUCAUCUUAAUUAUCACCUCUUCCACAAAAACCAUCCGGAGGUCUUACUUUGAAGUGUUUUGGUACACACAUCAUCUAUUUGUCAUCUUCUUCAUUGGUCUUGCCAUCCAUGGAGCUGAACGAAUUGUGCGUGGGCAGACUGCAAAAAGUUUGGAGGAACACAAUAUAAUGAUAUGUAAACAAAAUUUCACAGAGUGGGGGAAAAUAAAGAACUGUCCAGUCCCAGAGUUUGCUGGGAACCCUCCUAUGACUUGGAAAUGGAUAGUAGGUCCCAUGUUCUUGUAUCUUUGUGAGAGGUUGGUUCGAUUUUGGCGAUCUCAACAGAAAGUGGUCAUCACCAAGGUGGUCACUCACCCUUUCAAAACCAUUGAGCUACAGAUGAAGAAGAAGGGAUUCAAGAUGGAGGUGGGACAGUACAUUUUUGUCAAGUGUCCCAUAGUGUCCAAACUGGAGUGGCACCCUUUCACUCUUACCUCUGCCCCUGAGGAAGAUUUCUUCAGCAUCCAUAUUCGCAUCGUUGGAGACUGGACAGAGGGGCUGUUCAAUGCUUGUGGUUGUGACAAGCAGGAGUUUCAAGAUGCCUGGAAACUACCCAAGAUUGCAGUUGAUGGUCCCUUUGGCACAGCCAGUGAAGAUGUGUUCAGCUAUGAGGUGGUGAUGUUAGUGGGAGCAGGGAUUGGAGUGACACCUUUCGCAUCCAUUCUCAAAUCAGUCUGGUACAAAUAUUGCAAUAACGCCACCAAUUUGAAGCUCAAAAAGAUCUAUUUCUACUGGCUAUGUCGGGACACACAUGCCUUUGAGUGGUUUGCAGAUCUGCUGCAGCUGUUGGAGACCCAGAUGCAAGAAAGGAACAAUGCCAAUUUCCUCAGCUACAACAUCUACCUUACUGGCUGGGAUGAGUCUCAGGCCAAUCACUUUGCAGUUCACCAUGAUGAAGAGAAAGACGUGAUCACAGGCCUAAAACAAAAGACUUUGUAUGGACGCCCUAACUGGGAUAAUGAGUUCAAGACAAUUGGGAGUCAACACCCUAAUACCAGAAUAGGAGUUUUCCUCUGUGGACCUGAAGCCUUGGCAAAAACCCUCAAUAAACAGUGCAUCUCCAACUCCGACUCUGCUCCUCGGGGAGUGCAUUUCAUUUUCAACAAGGAAAACUUCUAACUCAUCUCUCCCAGAAGGAAAAAUUGGAUUACAUUACCAUGAACCCAGAUAUUAUUGGUUAAGAAUAUAAAUUCCUUUCAUCAAAAAAAAAAGAAAAGAAAAAAGAAAGAAAAAGAAAAAAAGGAAGAAAAGAAACUACAAUGUAACAUUUCUGUUGAAAGAUUGUUUGCAAAUGAUAUUAUGUUUAUAUGGGGUUUUAUGUUUCUCACAGCAUUUCAUUUCAUUUUCAUCUCUUUGCCGCCAGCAAAAGGUAGGGUAAGGACUUCUGGAAUCAUUUUCAGGACGAAACAAUGAUAUCUCAGACAGCUUUAGUGGCUUCCUUAGGCUAUGUAGCUGAGACCAGAUCUUGGCCACCUGACCCCAGGUUUGGUAUUCUUUCCACAGCAGUCUGUUUUGAAAAUCAGUUUUUAUAGUCUCCCAAAGAUGUAAACUAAAGAGUAGCUAUUCAUUUUCCAUUUUGUGCCAUCUUGGUUAUUACUGUUAUACUGAGGGAGAUUUUUCCAGAUAGGAACUAAUAUAGGCUGAAAGUGAUUUAACACAUACUAAUGUCAGCGUUGACACCUCAGUACUUUCCAGCAUUCCAACACAGCAGCAAAAUAAGAUCAGAGAUUCUGCCUACCAAAGAAUAUUACACUGAUUGGAGUUUAUUCAGUACUCAUCGUUUACCAUAUUACUUGGCACACAGUGGGUACUAUAGGACAAUUUAUUGAAUGAAUAAGAUUCAGAACCAAACAAUGUCAGAAUAGAACUAAUUCAAAACAUUAUACAGAAUUAUCUGAGGAGAUGAUUCCUGUCACUCUUACAGACCAAAAUAUCCUUACUCUCUGGAGGGUACAGAAUAGGUUAAGGACACCAGCCUAUAUGAUGGCCUGCGUGGUUCCUCACAUUCUUAUUUGAAGCACAGAGGAAUGAAGGAUGAAGGAAGGGAACUAAUAUCCUGUCAUAAAUCUGACCGACUCUUCUAAUCCUGCUCCCUAAUCUGUGAAAAAAAAAGUACACUAGUUUACUACCAGAAAGUCUCCUUUAACCAUUCCUUGCAAAUUUGGAACAUCAGAAUUAUGACAAAUAUGUAUCUGAUAAUGCACAUUGGGCUCAUACAGGCCAUCUCUUGUUUAGUAUAAAUACAAAAGUAGAUCUUAUAUGUAUGAGCAAUGGUUUAUUUUUAUUAUUAAAUUAUCACAACCACUGCUGCCAUCAUAUUCCUGAAAUAUACAUCCUGGAGACUGAAAUCCCCAGUUAACUCUGUUGAUAUUGAAAUCACACCUAGUAGAAUGUCCUGGAUAUCCGUGAAUUCAACGACAGUUCUAAAUCAUUUAGUGUGGCCAGAAACAGUUGUUUUUAUUAUGACUGUUCCCAUUUCCAGGAACUAAAAAAACAGCUUUAUCUGCCCCACCCCCCAGGGUCCUUCAGCUUUGGUAAUGAGGAAGAAAAACAGAAAGGCAGAAAAUCACAAGGUUUAUCAGAAGGAAAGGGAAGGAAGGAGAGGAAGAAACAAGAACAGUGAGAGAAAGCAAAACCACAGAAGAAAAAAGUAAGGGAGUUGUCUCAUUUUGGUUAUUGCCUAUCCCAGAUUUCUUAGUUUUAUAGGUAUUGGAUGUAAUUGAAGAAGGGGUACACAGAUUUACCUUAUUUUGAUUACUCAUAGUACUGAUAUUUUUAUAUUCUGGUCACAUUUUUGAUUCUGAGUGCACAUAUAUGAAGGACUAAGAUAAACUGAGAAUUCAGUCAUUUCUUACAGUAGCACAGUUGCUUUGAUUUCCCAGGAUCUUCAAAGCAUUGAGGAGGGUUCUCACAAAUAAAGUCCUCCAGUGUGUGUAAACAUCACCUCUCAGAAAUGUGCAGGAAAGUUUCCACUUGGAAAAAGUGAGGGCUAACCCUAUUAGUUCAGUUAUUCAGCAAAUAUUUAUUGUUCUAUUAUUAUGACUCAGGAGUUGUAUGCAUAGUUUCAAAUUCUUUAUAACAAAGUAUGAGCAAGAGGGCGAACCUCAGUUUUAUGGAAUACAAGAAUUUCGGUUUCUUUCUAAACUACGUGACAUAAUCUAAACCCAACUCUUGCUUGGAGAAUGAUGCUCCAGCAUUUUUUACAUUUGAUACCAAAGUAGUUGCCAACAUAGAGAGGUCUGCCCUAUGUUAUUCUGGUCAUGAGAUGAAAAAUCAGUGAAAAAGUGCUUGUCAUUAUGAGAGAUUCCUUCUUUGUUCUCCCAAGUCUCUAGUCACCAGCUAUCAGCCAUUGGCAGCACAGUUUUUUUAGAGUUUAGUAUUUAGCAUUUAGGAAACAGGUACUUUAAGAAAGAAUAAUGAAGCAUUUUUUAAAUCUCAAGGCUUUUCUUAAUUUUCCUGCUUUUGCAAUAUUGUGUUUAUGAAGUUCAAAUACUUGCAGACUUUGGGCAUAGUUUAUUUGGGGAGGCAUCUGGGAGGUAAUUUCUAGGAAUAAUUUUUAAAAUUGCACUUAAACAUUAAAAGUAAUGGACACACAGAA
Molecule: messenger RNA, 4301 nt
Organism: Cavia porcellus (domestic guinea pig)
Lineage: Eukaryota; Metazoa; Chordata; Mammalia; Rodentia; Caviidae
Gene: Cybb
Product: cytochrome b-245 heavy chain
Exons: 13
Coding region: 110-1822 (570 amino acids)
Biological process (GO): defense response; superoxide anion generation
Cellular component (GO): NADPH oxidase complex; plasma membrane
Molecular function (GO): superoxide-generating NAD(P)H oxidase activity
Source: RefSeq, a predicted model, not a curated record